AGUCGACCCCGGCAGACAAGGAGGAACAGAAGGCGAAGGAGGAAGAAGCCCUGGUGGGUAGCCCGCCCACCCAGGACGAGUUUGUGAGUGACGCCUUCGGCGAGUCCCAGAUCAGCGAGGAGGACAUCAGGCGAGAGAUGGAGCAGCAGCUGAGGGCGGCCGCCGGCACCGGGGAGCCCGGCAAAGAACGAGAAGACUGGGAGAAGGAGCUGCAGCAGGAGCUGCAGGAUUACGAGCUGGUGGGAGGGGAGAACGAUGACGAGGAUGACGACGACGCCCUGGAAAAGGAGAUCCUUCAGCAAAUUGAGCAAGAAGCGAAUUCCCUCUCCUAGCCAUUGGGUCUCAUUUCUUGUUUGAAAAGUUACUAGAUUUGAUUUUUAAGAACCCAAUAUGGGCACAGAUUAUCUUUUCUUUUCUAACCUCAUUUCUGGGGAGAUCAUGUGCUCAUAGAAAUGACAAUGUGUUUAUUUUUUUAAAGAACCUAGUGGGCUGAGAUGUGUUUUUUUCCUGUUCAUUUCUGACCUCAUUCCUGGGGUGUCCAUUUGAUUAUGGAAAUGAUUUUAUUUUUUUUACCUUUUGGGCUGAGAUGCGUUUUUCUUUUCUUUUUUUUUUUGGGUCCUAUUCAUUUCAAAGCUCAUACGUGGGAGCUCAUGUGAUCAUAGAAAUGAUUUCUUUAAGAACCUAGUGGGAUGAGAUGGGGUAUUUUUGUUUUGUUUUGUCUUUGUUUUGUUUGUUUUUUCCUGUUCAUUUCUAACCUCAUACCUAGGGAGAUAAUGUGAUCAUGGAAAUUAUUUCAUUUUGUUAGCCCCUGUUCCGUUGGUCUCGUGUUUUUAUGUUGUUUUAGUAUAUUCACCCAGAAUGUCCCUCGUGGAUCUAUUACGUUUAUCAUAACAUGAUGACUGGAGUUUGACUUCUUUAAGGAAUGAACGAAAGAGAGAGAUAUUACAUCCCCUGAAAUUCUACAACAUUUAUUGUGAAAUUAUUUACUUCACAAUACGGUUCGUCGAGGAAGAAGAUGGAGAGGGGGAGGGUCCUGUAACUGUCUGUUCUUAUACAUGUUUGUGGGCUCUUUUUCAAGGUGGAAUUUCCAAGCGUUUUAUCCCCAGCUAAUUUUGAAGAGAACUCUAAUAAUUUUGCAAGGUCCUUGUUGAUGUUGUUGACGACUAUAUUUUGUUAUCACUUAUACUGCCUGUGGGUUGCGGAGUGAAGAAAAACACAACAAAUUACGGUCUCCAAAAGUUUUUCCAACUGCUGAGUCAAUUGUUCAAAAUUUCGUUCACUCUCUGAUUCUUCUUAAUAGCCUUUCCAGCAGUUGGACGUUGUUUCUCGGACCUACAUUCUGCCUCUUGCCAUUCCUCUUGCCUGGGUUGUUUUGUGCUUUGGUUCUACAUGUAUGUCAUGUUCCCUUCUUUUAUUAGGUCUCCCCUUUCAUCUUUUCCUUCGUCGGCUGUGUGACAUCCUUCGUCGGCUGUGUGACAUCCUUCGUCGUAUUAGAUAUGUUUUUAGAACUCCCGUCUGUACUUCCGUUUCAUUCGAGAGGUGUAAACAAAUCGUCGCCUCAGAACUAUUUUUAUCCAAAGUGCCUCUUUACUUAAGUACACUUUGGACAAAAUAGUUCUUAGGCGACGUGGGAGUGUGUGUUACUUUUACUUUAUGAACGGGGGCAACUGGCUUCUGCCAAAGUGGUUGUUUGUGGAUUUGUAAUGGGUUUGUUUCAUUUUCUUGCCCGAGAUGAAUUAGAUCGA
Molecule: messenger RNA, 1745 nt
Organism: Aplysia californica (California sea hare)
Lineage: Eukaryota; Metazoa; Mollusca; Gastropoda; Aplysiida; Aplysiidae
Product: synapse-associated protein 1
Cellular component (GO): synapse; cytoplasm
Source: RefSeq, a predicted model, not a curated record